AUGACUACCACAACUCCCUCCACUGAAAUCCCUCGUCAACACAAGGCGGCUGUCUACGACAAUCCGGGUAAUGCCUCCAUAAAGAUAAAGAUGGUUGAUACACCAAAGCCCGUAUUUGGAGGGGUUCUCGUCGACUUAACCCAGACGGGUGUAUGCCAUUCAAACUUGGGUAUCAUGACCAACUCGUGGAACGUUCUUUCAUAUCCAAUCCAUGCCGGCCAGGUAGGUGGCCCAGCUGGGACAUGGCUGCGAGAAUUCGAUAUCAAGCUUGGCGACAGAGUUGGCAUCAAAUGGGUGGCAGGUGUUUGUGGUUCAUGCUUGCCUCUCCAAGUGCCCUGUCUGUCUGGAUCCGACGGUCUCUGUCUCAAGGACUAUCGGUUAGGACCCCAGUACAAUUCCGAGUAUGCUGGAGGAUACCCUAGCGGUAUAUCGCUGGGUAAAUGA
Molecule: messenger RNA, 444 nt
Organism: Aspergillus ruber CBS 135680
Lineage: Eukaryota; Fungi; Ascomycota; Eurotiomycetes; Eurotiales; Aspergillaceae
Exons: 4
Coding region: 1-444 (147 amino acids)
Source: RefSeq, a predicted model, not a curated record